CCCCGUCGGUGUCCUAACCUCGUUUUCUCGGCGCGGACGUUCGCGUACGCUAAAUAACCUAACAGUUGACGGUGUCGCCGUAGAAGGGAAAACGAAAAAGAGAAAAAAAGCGCGGUCGGCGUGAGGUGUCUCGAGAGAGGACCGUUGUCAGAAGCAGCGAGGAGCCUGGUAAUUCGCUCACGAUGGUGAAACUGACGCCCGAGCUUAUAGAGCAGUCGAUGCAGUACAUCAAUCCCGUGCGGGAUCGCGAGUUAGAUCUGCGAGGAUACAAGAUACCAACCAUCGAGAAUCUGGGCGCGACUUUGGAUCAAUUCGACACGAUAGACUUUUCCGAUAACGACAUACGCAAACUGGACGGUUUCCCGCUUCUGAAGAGGAUAAAGACCCUGUUUUUCAAUAACAAUCGCAUCGUCAGGAUCGGCGAGGGAUUGGAGCAUUGCAUACCGAACUUGAGUACGCUCAUGUUGACCGGCAACAUGAUACAGGAGCUGGGCGACCUGGAGCCUCUGGUGCAGCUGAAGAAUCUUACGAACUUGUGCCUGCUUCAAAACCCGGUGUCCGCUAAGCCGCAGUACAGACAGUACGUCGUCUACAGAUUUCCCCAGCUCAGGCUGCUGGACUUCCGAAAGAUCAAGCAGGCGGAACGCGAGACGGCGACCGAGUACUUCAGGAGCAAGCGCGGCAAGGAGAUGGCGCGCGAGAUAGCCAAGAAGGCGAAGGCGCAAACGGCGGGUACGUCCGCGGACAAGCCUCUGACCACUCCCGAAGAGCGUAACAAGAUUCGAGAAGCCAUUACGAACGCGUCUUCCCUGGAGGAGGUACAGAGGCUCAGUAAAUUGCUGCAGGCGGGCCAUAUACCUGGCGAGGAACGAUUGCAAAAUGGUGGCGGAGCCGCGGAGCCUAUGGAAGAGGAUGAUGAUUAAAUUGCUGAGAUUAUUAAUUUAAGUACAAAACAAACUUCCCAGUGUAAGUAUGCAGUUUUGACGGAGUAGAGGCGUGAUAACAGUGCAUAUAUUAUGCUGAUAAGAAAUUGUAUACUACACGGAUUUACUACUACAGUGGUACUCUUUUGGAGUAACGCGGAAUUUGCUUUUUUGUAAAAAUAAAAUGUGGAAAUUAGCCUGGAAGCGAUUUUCGUAAUCACCUGUUACACUGAACGCUAUUUUAAUAUAUCUGUGUGUUUAUUUCAGCAGAGUCAAUAAAGAAUUUCUUCAAGCGA
This is a messenger RNA of Vollenhovia emeryi, 1219 nucleotides long. It is a transcript of the gene U2A, whose product is annotated as probable U2 small nuclear ribonucleoprotein A'. The transcript has 4 exons. Gene Ontology annotation, cellular component: U2 snRNP. NCBI's taxonomy places the organism in Eukaryota, Metazoa, Arthropoda, Insecta, Hymenoptera, Formicidae. Gene Ontology annotation, biological process: mRNA splicing, via spliceosome. The record is from RefSeq and is a predicted model, not a curated record. The coding region runs from base 183 to 923 and encodes 246 amino acids. Gene Ontology annotation, molecular function: U2 snRNA binding; protein binding.